AUGGAUCUACAAAACCUCGACCCAGCGAUCAUAUACAUAAUAUGCGAGACCUUCUGUCUGCAUUGCCACGAUGAAUAUGACCAUCGCCAGGGUGGCCCCGCUGUGACUCUCGAAGACUACGAUGCAAAAGCCCUUCGAUAUGAUCUGAUCAGUCUCUCCACAGUCUGUAAGAGCUGGGGUUACAUAGCGCAAAAAACCCUUCACCAUCAUUUUGGCUUCUAUGAGUUCAGCCCGGAGGCUAUGAUUCCUUUCUGCAGGACUCUUUACGAGAAACCAGAACUAGCCAAGCUAGUCAAGCAAGCCAGAUUAACGCAUAUCUUCUCUACUAAUAUUAUCAUUAAGGGAGGUUGGCUGUUUAAGUGUUUGGACAAAUUUUCCAACAUUCUUGACUUCCAUGGAAGAAGGUUUGACCCCAAGACCUUGAAAUGGGAACAAUUCAUCGGAGCAGCUCUUCUCCUUCGAUUGCCGAACCUUGAGUUUCUCAUGGCGGAAGCUAGUCAUUUACAUGAGCUCCUUACCAAGUUCAGAAAGCCUUUUGCUCUCCACAGAUCCAAAUUUCCUCAGUUUCUGAAAAGCAUUGAAGUUAGAAACAGGCACCCAAAACCCCCUACCAUUCGCAAUCCCCUAGGCUUGUCAAGAGACUCUAUUGGAGGAUUCAUGUCAGAACUUCCGUACCUACAGUUUAUGGAGCUCAGAAGCCCUUCUUUCUCAACACUGCAAGAUCCAUUACGGCUUCGGAACAUGCGCCAUGUCCGCCUUUUGGGUGUAGAUCUCGGCUUGGAAGGACUCAAAGUCUUCAUAUCUGCUACAGGGCCUUUGGAAUCCUUUCAGUACCAAGGUUCCCUAGAUGGGCCCGAUCCUUGUUCCAUACAAGAUGUCUGCUAG
Messenger RNA from Fusarium tjaetaba, 885 nucleotides. RefSeq lists its product as uncharacterized. The transcript has a single exon. The record is from RefSeq and is a predicted model, not a curated record. Bases 1 to 885 code for a protein of 294 amino acids. Lineage: Eukaryota; Fungi; Ascomycota; Sordariomycetes; Hypocreales; Nectriaceae.